Messenger RNA from Cooperia oncophora, 300 nucleotides. NCBI's taxonomy places the organism in Eukaryota, Metazoa, Nematoda, Chromadorea, Rhabditida, Trichostrongylidae. The record is from the annotation of a GenBank genome assembly.
AUGGUUUUGUGUAUUCAGCGUGGAACGUGGAAGGCGACCGAUAACGUGGCCAAGUGCAACAUCAAAUUCGAACAACUGGAAGAACAACAUGGGGAUAGGAAAUACAUCGAGUGGACGGAUGAUAUAAACCUGCUCGAUGCUCGAGGUCGCGGUAAUUUUGAAGGCACUGUUCCCUCCACUCCCCCACCAGGAGUGAGAGGUACGCAUAUUCCUGGUUUCAAGAAUUUCCCAGCAGCGGAGUUGGUCGAGGAGGGCCUAAUGCGAGACAACGACGAAAUCCGCAGCUGUGAGUUUACUUAA